Messenger RNA from Parasteatoda tepidariorum (common house spider), 932 nucleotides. The record is from RefSeq and is a predicted model, not a curated record. NCBI's taxonomy places the organism in Eukaryota, Metazoa, Arthropoda, Arachnida, Araneae, Theridiidae.
AAACUUAACUGUAACCACCAAUAAAAUCAAAAUGUUGAAAAUCGCGGUAGCGCUUGAAAUGUAAACGGUUAUGAAAAGUUUGAAGUAUUUAUACUUUUUCAAAAACAGAAUUUAAUUCAGAAUUAGUGUUCUUAUCUUUUAAAAUCAUUUCCCAGUGGAUAUUAUUUUUGAAAACCUUAGAUUAGGUUCAGAUAUGGAAGAUUACAUAAGAAUAGAAAAAAUUGGAGAAGGGACCUAUGGUGUUGUUUAUAAAGGAAAGAACAAAAAGACUGGUAGAAUAGUUGCUUUGAAAAAGAUAAGAAUAGAAAAAGAAGAUGAGGGUGUCCCUUCAACUGCUAUUCGAGAGAUAUCUAUGUUGAAAGAGUUGCAACAUCCUAAUAUUGUGGGUUUAUUGGAUGUACUUAUGCAAGAAAGCAGACUCUAUUUAGUUUUUGAAUUCUUGUCCAUGGAUUUGAAGAAAUACCUUGAUAGCAUUCCAAAUGGGCAGUUCAUGGAAAAGCCUUUGGUUAAGGACUUUGGGAACCCCAACUGAUGAUGUCUGGCCUGGUGUGACAGAAAUGCCAGAUUACAAAACGUCCUUCCCUAACUGGAAAAACAAUACUUUGCACAAUCUAUCAACCCGGUUAGGAACAGCGGGACAAAGUUUACUUAGAGAAAUGUUGAUUUACAAUCCUGGAAAACGAAUAUCGGCACUGGCAGCUUUGGAUCAUGAAUAUUUCGACGAUUUCGAUAAAUCAUGUCUUCCAUCUUGUAACGUUUCAGUUUAGGAUUUCUAUAUUUUUCAUUUAUAAAAUUCAUUGUGCACAUGUGAAUUGCUUGUAUAUUUUUUUACUCUGAGGAUAUGUAAUCUUUUAUGUGGAACUUUUUUUAAACAAGUAUUGUAUACAUAUAUGUUUUUAUUUUAGGUAACAAUAAAUAUUUUUGUAUAUCAG